Alternaria triticimaculans is the source of this 597-nucleotide messenger RNA. RefSeq lists its product as uncharacterized. The record is from RefSeq and is a predicted model, not a curated record. The transcript has 5 exons. The coding region runs from base 1 to 597 and encodes 198 amino acids. Lineage: Eukaryota; Fungi; Ascomycota; Dothideomycetes; Pleosporales; Pleosporaceae.
AUGCAGAUUAACGCUCUUCAUAGUUACGAUCCUUAUGGUGACCAGGCGAUGCAGGAUGCCGCCGCAUGGAUGCCACAACGGAAAUGGAUUUCCAACAACCCCAUUUUCGAAACCACCAACACGUCUCUUUCCUGCAACACCCCCGGUACACCCGCUCGCGCAUAUAUACCCAUUCGCGCGGGCGAAAACAUAACUGCCGUGUACUCGUACUGGGUGCACACCGUCGGUCCUAUGAUAGCCUGGAUGGCAUACUGCGACAACGCCGAGAAUGACUGCAUGACCUUCGCUAGCGAUACGGCAGAUUGGUUCAAGAUCGGUGAGAAGGGGCUGUUGGAAGGAAGCAUCGAGACUGGGGAGUGGUACCAGAAGGCGUUCAAACCGCAAUUCUACCCUGAAUGCGCGCAUUUGGAAGUCACGAACGAUGAGGAGGAAGGCAAGUUUCCUAGCGAGGAGUAUAUGGUCAAGAUUCCAGGCGUGUGGAGUAUGGAUCAACCCGAGAUCAAUAUCGACAUUUAUAACCCCGAGGUCUCGGCAAAGACGGUAUACAACAUCCCGGGCCCACCCGUAUGGACUGGAAAGUCGCAGGUCGCCGUGUAA